AUGGCACUUGUAACAAGCACUCCAACCUAUGAAGAACCAAUCAUCGCCGAGGUUGACAUGGGUUCUGAUUUCAGUGAACCCACAGUUCGAGCCACCGUUGUUCAGGCUUCCACCGUCUUCUACGACACUCCCGCCACUCUAGAUAAGGCUGAGAGAUUGCUGGCUAAAGCAGCUAGCUAUGGCUCCCAGCUUGUUGUGUUUCCAGAAGCAUUUAUUGGUGGCUAUCCGCGUGGGUCUAGUUUUGGUGUUACUAUUGGCAACCGCACAGCCAAGGGUAGAGAAGAGUUUAGGAAGUAUCGUUUAGCGGCCAUUGAUGUUCCUGGUCCUGAGGUGGAUAGAUUGGCAGCAAUGGCGGAAAAGUAUAAAGUACAUUUAGUGAUGGGUGUGAUAGAGAGGGAUGGAUACACACUUUAUUGUACUGUCGUCUUCUUUGAUUCUCAAGGUCAUUACUUAGGAAAGCACAGGAAAAUCAUGCCAACAGCAAUCGAACGGGUUAUCUGGGGAUUUGGAGAUGGAUCAACCAUUCCAGUGUUUGAAACUCCAAUUGGAAAAAUUGGUGCUGCCAUUUGUUGGGAGAAUAAGAUGCCACUAUUAAGAACAGCAAUGUAUGCUAAAGGUGUGGAAAUAUAUUGUGCACCAACUGCUGAUUCGAGGGACUUGUGGCAAGCAACGGUGACCCAUAUUGCACAUGAAGGUGGAUGUUUCGUUUUGUCCGCGAACCAGUUCUGUAGGAGGAAGGAUUAUCCACCUGCUCCAGAGCACGUUUUUGAAGGUUUAGAAGAUGACCUCACACCUGAUUCUGUUGUAUGUGCUGGAGGUAGUGUCAUUAUAUCACCGUCAGGGACUGUAUUGGCUGGACCAAAUUAUGAGGAUGAGGCGCUGAUAACAGCAGACCUAGAUCUUGGGGAAAUAGCAAGAGCUAAGUUUGAUUUUGAUGUUGUUGGACACUAUGCCAGACCUGAAGUGCUCAGCUUGAUUGUCAAAGACCAUCCAACAAAUCCGGUUACUUUUGCCUCGGCAUCAACAAAAACUGAAGAGAAGAGCAAGUAG
This is a messenger RNA of Vicia faba (fava bean), 1050 nucleotides long. Lineage: Eukaryota; Viridiplantae; Streptophyta; Magnoliopsida; Fabales; Fabaceae. The record is from the annotation of a GenBank genome assembly.